Messenger RNA from Somion occarium, 847 nucleotides. NCBI's taxonomy places the organism in Eukaryota, Fungi, Basidiomycota, Agaricomycetes, Polyporales, Cerrenaceae. The record is from the annotation of a GenBank genome assembly.
GUCCUUGUUUUCUCCCCGACAGUUCGUGUGACCGUAUUCCGUUAUCCAUAUCUCUUGGCUUCGCUGCUUUCUUUUCGGCCUUUCGAUCGGCGAAACAUCAUAAGCCAUACCUUUAUGCAAUGGCGUUGGAGAAGUAUGGAAAUGCCGCAAGUUCGUCACAUUUGAGUGGUAGAACCGAGUUUGAGAUAUUGAAAUCGACCCACAGAUUUUUGCGCAAUGACAAUGGCAAAGAACCAUUGACUUGGGAGGAGCAGCUUGCAAAGAAGUACUAUGACAAUCUAUACCGCGAAUAUGCAGUCUGUGAUCUCAAGCAUUACAAGUCUGGAAACUUCUCUAUACGAUGGCGAACGGAAGAUGAAGUACUAUCUGGUGCUGGAGAGACAACCUGCGGCAAUACUCGUUGUCAUUUCCACUCCGCCCACAAUGUGGAAGAAGCCCAUCCCUCUCUGAAGACACUGGAGCUCCCCUUUUCAUAUGUGGAGAACGGGGAAAGCAAAUUUGCACUUGUAAAGGUCGUAUUAUGCGACAAAUGCUGCAAGAAGUUGAUGUGGAAACGGAAUAAGGAGAAGGAGAAGGAAGGAGAGAGAGCUUCGGCACAGGAUCCGUCGGAGGAACUGCACGUCACUGAUAUUGCAGAAUCUGCACUAUCUGAAGAGCAAGCCGGUAGACGAGAAGCUCGUGCUCACCGCCAUCGUGAAUCAGACGAUCCCGGGGCUCACAAAGCGCGUCGCAGAGACUCGCGCUCACGUUCUCCACCACGGGGCAGGGUACCUUCUAAGCGUUAUCCAUAGCGUGUUUGUGCUCUCAUUUAGGAUAUGCUCGAGCAACGGGUCAUUUUGCAUUCACU